GCGCUGGAUGCAGCCCUCGGCAUGGACGAGGCAGAGAGUCCCUACGAGAAUUCGGAGCCAGUGCCAGCGGGGCAGGAUGGGGACGGGGAUAGGGUGCAGCCCAACCCAGGUGGCCACCGGGACGCCGAGCUGGGGCGUGCCAGGCAGGAGCUGGCGGUGCUGGAGAAGGAGAUGCAGGAGGUGCAGGGGAAGCUCAACAACAGUGAGAGCACUGUGGCCGUGCUGCGCUCCUGCACAGCUAUAGAUUGCUGCCCCUCGGGCUGGCUGCUGUACAGGGGCAAGUGCCUCUUCAUCUCAUCGGAGAAGAAGACAUGGGAAGACAGCAGAGUCGAAUGCGAGAAGAAAUAUUCUCAGCUCCUGGUCACCAAAUCCUGGAGUCGCUGGACUGUACCAACCUUCUUGAAGAACGCGGACAUCUCGUACUGGAUUGGUCUGCAGAAGAGCAGCUUCCCCUGGUAUGACUAUGGCUGGCUGGAGGAAGAAGACCCAGAGGGCGAGGGGGUCUCGGAUGCCUGGUUCUGGGUGGAUGGCUCCCUUUAUGAGAGGCCGUGGCAGUCAAAAUCCAAUGGGUCCUGUGCCAUAAUAAGUCGUGGGAACAUCAAACCCGCCCAGUGCGACGGUCCCAAUGACCUUCACCUCUGGAUCUGCGAGAAGGCAGCCGGGCCGAGCUCCCCUUUCGUGGGAUGA
Molecule: messenger RNA, 687 nt
Organism: Tauraco erythrolophus (red-crested turaco)
Lineage: Eukaryota; Metazoa; Chordata; Aves; Musophagiformes; Musophagidae
Source: RefSeq, a predicted model, not a curated record